This is a messenger RNA of Parus major (Great Tit), 1364 nucleotides long. It is a transcript of the gene FANCF, whose product is annotated as FA complementation group F. The transcript has a single exon. The record is from RefSeq and is a predicted model, not a curated record. Gene Ontology annotation, biological process: interstrand cross-link repair. Gene Ontology annotation, cellular component: Fanconi anaemia nuclear complex. Lineage: Eukaryota; Metazoa; Chordata; Aves; Passeriformes; Paridae. The coding region runs from base 10 to 1089 and encodes 359 amino acids.
GGCUGGGACAUGGAGGUUGUGGGGGGACAGGUGGAGCAGCUGCCGGUGCUCCUGGCUGUGUCCCGCUCCGCGUUGGUGCGGGACUGGGACUCUCUCACUCUGGACAGGGCUCUAGAGUGGACUCGGUAUUUCCAGCACCUUUAUGACCGGUUCCGUGCCCGGCCCCAGCUCUGGGAGGCCCUCGGGCGGCGGCUGCGCCGGUCUCAGCCGUACCCUCUGCUCAGCUUCCCCACACUGGGCCGCUGCACACAGCUGUUGGGGCUGGCGCUGCUGGAGAACCGCGCUUUGCCGCCCGCCGCCUGCCGCCGCCUGCUCCGCAAUCUUCUGCAGCCUCCCAGCGCGGGGACCAGCCCUGACCCCGGCUUCCCGGAAGUGGUCGUCCGCCGCAAGGCCGCGGCCUGUCUGCUAGCGCUGUCCCGCCGCCCUCCCCGGCGUCCGCCCGGGCCAGAGCCGCAGCUGCAGGCGGAGGCUCAGCUGCUGCUGAGCCGACUGCAGGAGGAGGGGCAGGAGGUCGGGGAGGCUGCUGGGCAGCUGCAUUGGCUGUGCAGUGUUCUGGAGCAGCUGCCCCAGCCCCGCGCCUUCGAGGUCGUGGCGGCGGCGCUGGCUCUGCUCAAGCAGGGACGUGGCACUGAGCAGGCUGGCGACAGGGAUCGAGAUGGGAGCAGCAGUCUAGACGGGUACCAGGCGAGUGCUGCAGGGGACGAAUGCACCGCUGGACUCCUGUUUUCCUGGCUGUUGGGCAACCAGGAGCGAUUUUCUGCCUUUUGCCUUUACCUCCCAUAUUCCCAUCUUGCCUUCCUAGCUGGUCACUAUUCCCAGUUAAGCAGGUCUUAUUUGGACCUCUUAACCGGUUGGGGAAGCCACUUGAUUUAUGACCCCUUGCAGGGACGGUGGGUUAAAAGUUGCAUUGAAAAAGCUGAAUUGUCUUGGGAAGAAUUAAGGGAGCGCUUCAUCUGCCUCUGUCAGGAAUCUACACUGCUUAAAGAACAAACCCAAGCUGCUUUGCAGCUCCUGAGGACACAAGAUGGAGACUUCAAAGUCUGUGGCCUAAGUGUGUGGACUGAUUUACUGAUGGAAGUAGGCUACUAAUGCAUGAACACAAAAGCAGCAUAAAAACUUAUAAAAUCAAGUAAAUCUGGUUAACUAUUUGAUGUGAAAGGCAAGACUGCUACACUUUACUUUGUUGAAAACCAAAUGUUACUGGUGAUCACAAUGAUUCUGACUGCAUCUGUUUUUGAGGUGUUUUAGGGAAGCCUGGUGUUUUCUUGUAAUUGUGCUGUCAUUUCUGGUGAACACAGAAAUUAUUUUUUCUUUUCACUACUUGAUUAAUUAUCUAAUAAAAUGAAAAUCCUUUCUGUCUCAAA